CAUUGAUUAAUUGGCGGACCAUGGAUUUGGCGCGCGGUCGCUAAAUCCAUGGAUGAUGGGAGGUGCCCUCCCCAAAAUGCGGCCGGUGCCGCCUCGCUCGGCGGCGGAAAUCUGCGAUUUCCCAUAGAAACGGGACCGGUCGCUAACCCACGCCCCCUCGAUCCAUGUUCGCGUUCGACUGAACUUCGUCCUGCACAAGGCGGGGGAAGCGGAGUGGCGAGCAAGCAGGCCGAGAAGCCCGCCAGCGAUCCCUGUGGCACGGGCCGCCCUGACAUACAGGAUGUCUUCGACAGGAAGAUCGACGACCUCAACAGGCCCAAGCGGGAGUACCUGGAGCUGGACUGGCUGGACCACCGGGCCGAGCUGCUUCGGCAGCGGUGCACCAUCGCCUGGGGCGACCUUCCCUGCGGCAUCCCCGGCGGCGC
This is a messenger RNA of Prorocentrum cordatum, 425 nucleotides long. The record is from the annotation of a GenBank genome assembly. Lineage: Eukaryota; Dinophyceae; Prorocentrales; Prorocentraceae.